AUGGAAUCCCUCUCCGAGACGCGGUGGGAUGUAAUCAUCAGCGGCACCGGCCUUCAACAGUCCCUUCUGGCCCUAGCGCUCUCACGGUCGGGCAAGAAUGUCCUCCACGUCGACUCAAACAGCUACUAUGGCGGCGCCGAGGCUGCCCUCAGCUUGCAGGAGGCGGAUGAGUGGGCUGAGAAGCACCAGUCAACCGAUGCCGAUCGUCCCUUUGCCGCAGCGCAGGUGAAUAGGGGAACCGAGGGGCUGUCCUUCUCGCGGGCCUACAGCUUAGCCCUGGCGCCACAGCUGAUCCAUACGCGGUCCGAACUCCUGUCGCAGCUGGUCUCGACAAAGGCGUUCCGCCAGGUUGAGUUCCUCGCUGUCGGAUCCUUUUACAUCUUCCAACCGGUUUCCGACUCGACCCCAACAUCCACCCUCAGCCGUGUGCCCUCAACGCGAGAAGAUGUUUUCGCUACGGCCGCCAUCUCGUCUCAGUCUAAACGCUCCUUGAUGAAGUUUCUCAAGUUUGUCCUCGCCUAUGACUCGGAGCCACAAACCGAGCUGUGGGGGCCCAAGGCGGACGACAAGCUGGCCGACUUCCUGGAAUCGGAAUUCAAGCUCGACCGCGAGCUGCGGUCCUAUGUCAUCGCCUUAACUCUCAGCCUAGACGGCAAGAUCUCGGUCGGGGCUGGUCUCGCCGCCAUACAUCGUCAUCUGACUUCCAUGGGCUUGUUCGGUCCCGGCUUUGCGGCCGUCUACCCUAAAUGGGGCGGCUUGUCCGAGGUCGCCCAAGUGGGCUGUCGCGCUGCCGCCGUGGGUGGCGCCGUCUACAUGCUCGGGACUGGACUUUCGGAUGUACAGAGGGUCCCUUCCACACGCGAUGGUGAAGAAUCCGAGCUCGAAGCCACACUCUCCAACGGCACCGUCAUACGAGCGGAAGCUUUAGUCCAAAGCUCAAGCUUGCCUUCUGACGCCACAACCGCCGUCAGUCGACUGACUGCCGUUGUUGAGUCGGACCUGCCGUCAAUGUUCAAGGCUGUAGUCGACGGUGCUCCUACUCCCUGCGUGGCUGUGGCUGCAUUUCCUCCCGGAUCGAUCCCGGGUGUAGAGGCCUCCGAGUUUCCAGCAUACGCCUUGGUGCAUUCUGAUGAGACUGGCGAAUGCCCCAGCGGACAAUGCACCAUUUACUUCAGCACAAUCUCCACGCCAGGAUCGAAAGAUUUGCUAGAGGCGGCGCUCUCGUCGCUGCUGGCUGCUGCGUCUGCGGAUGGAGAGCAACCCAAGUGCAUGUAUCAACUGUACUUCGAGCAAAGGGGGGGUACAGGCUCCUUUUCCGCCGACGAGAGAAUUGGGACCUUUGCCUCUCUACCGCUCGACCUUGCGUUUCCCGACUCUGCCCUGUCAUCAGUCAAAGAAGCCUGGAAUAUGGUAAAUGCUGGUGACGCGGGAGACGGCAUUGAAGAGAGCUACAUGAAGUUUGAAGAUCGGGAGGGUGCCGCGGAUGAAGAUGAUGCUUUCAAUGUAUAUGACUGA
Molecule: messenger RNA, 1515 nt
Organism: Hirsutella rhossiliensis
Lineage: Eukaryota; Fungi; Ascomycota; Sordariomycetes; Hypocreales; Ophiocordycipitaceae
Product: GDP dissociation inhibitor domain-containing protein
Exons: 3
Coding region: 1-1515 (504 amino acids)
Biological process (GO): vesicle-mediated transport; small GTPase-mediated signal transduction; protein geranylgeranylation
Cellular component (GO): nucleus; Rab-protein geranylgeranyltransferase complex; cytoplasm
Molecular function (GO): GDP-dissociation inhibitor activity
Source: RefSeq, a predicted model, not a curated record